AUGAGUCUUUCCGUGGAAGAUCGUCUAAAGGCCGCCGUCGCCAACGAGACCAAGAUUCUCGGAGAACUCGACAACCUCGUCCGUCAGGCUUAUGAGAUUAUGAAGGCCGAAGGAAUGGAGCUGAGUGAGAAGUGGACGGCAAAGAUUGCCAAACUGGAUGAGACCGCGCAGGCCGAAGACUCAUUCCACAGCUGUCUGAGCUCAUUUGACAGUUGUGCUCCGAGUUCGGACAAGGAAUCGGAAGCCCUCGCAACUUCUUCCGUGGUCCCAGUGGUCCCGGUCGCCCAAUUGGUCGAAGAAUCCGACGACUACGAUCAUCUGCACGAUCCAGUCACCGACUUCAUCGUCAAAAACGGAAAAGAAGCGGACGAGGAGGAGGAGGAGGACUUUUCCGACACUUCCAGCUUCGAAAUCAUCGGCAACGACGACGACGAGGACGACCUCGAUUGA
This is a messenger RNA of Caenorhabditis sp. 36 PRJEB53466, 450 nucleotides long. The record is from the annotation of a GenBank genome assembly. Lineage: Eukaryota; Metazoa; Nematoda; Chromadorea; Rhabditida; Rhabditidae.